Zophobas morio is the source of this 968-nucleotide messenger RNA. Its product is annotated as coiled-coil domain-containing protein 28A. The record is from RefSeq and is a predicted model, not a curated record. The transcript is spliced from 3 exons. NCBI's taxonomy places the organism in Eukaryota, Metazoa, Arthropoda, Insecta, Coleoptera, Tenebrionidae. The coding region runs from base 107 to 736 and encodes 209 amino acids.
AUUUUUUUUCCAAAGUUAACCUUAAAAUUGUGACAAUUUAAAACUAAAUAAUAUAAAACGUCAUCGUUUUUGCAUAAACAAAUACUAAUUAUUGUUGUAAACAAUUAUGGAAUCAAGGAUAGAAACGUCGGAAUUGCAACAGUUGGUGGGAAGCGACGUGGACGGGGAAAACGAUGACAGUACAGCUCAGGAUGAGAACAUCAAUGAAGUAAAAGUUAUAUCUCCCGUUCGAAGCCACAAAAUGUCGUCAAGCGAAAAUACUAGCCAUAGUUCAGUCACCAAAAUGGGAGCUCGAUACAACCUCAAUGUCCACCCAACCAACUCGAAGGUAUCAUUUGUAAACGAAAAACGCAUAAACCGAGACACUACCAAAACUGCCACAGCCAGACCUAGAAAUGUGCAUAAAGACAAUAAUACAAAUGCCCGACAUCAUUGUUUUAUCUCUGAAGUGCCUGACGUGAGACACAUGGAAAAGGCUCUGUUGGGUCUUCUGGCGGAUUUUCAUUCUGGUAAACUUCGAGCGUUCGGUAGUGGAUGCACCAUGGAACAAAUGACCAACAUUAGACAACAACAAGAAAAACUAGCCAAACUUCACUUCGAUUUAGGGGCCGCCACUGUGCCAUCACUUGAUGAUGAAAAUCUUCUUCGCUCGCAAAACACCAUGAGUCAGCUGAUCCAACGACUAGAGCAAUUAAGUGUUUCGAUAGAAGCGCUACACAGCAAUACCAACAAAUAGUUGUUAUCAAAGGGCUUGCUGUUUUUCACGUCUUUUUUAUCAAGUGAAAUAUAUAGACAAAUAAAUUAAUUAUAAAACGGAAAUGAAAUUCUUAAAUAUUUAUGUUCGUACAUUAUCGAAAUUUUGUUUUUUAUACCAAGUAAUUUUAUAACAAUAUUAUUUUGUUGUAUGUAUGUUAUUCUUAUUGCGUUAAUAAAUAUCGAUGAACGAAUUUGUUUAUGAAACAAGUAAA